Rhagoletis zephyria (snowberry fruit fly) is the source of this 2357-nucleotide messenger RNA. RefSeq lists its product as uncharacterized. NCBI's taxonomy places the organism in Eukaryota, Metazoa, Arthropoda, Insecta, Diptera, Tephritidae. The record is from RefSeq and is a predicted model, not a curated record.
AGCUGCGGGAUCACGAAUCCCAAACUGAGGCGGAUAAUGCCCACACGGCCGGGACUUCAAAUCCCCAAUUUCCCACAACGCAUUGUCAAGUUGCGCCGUCGACGGAACUACAAUUACCGACGGUGUCUAUCGGCAAUCCGCUUCCAGUAACGUCAUUUGCAGAUAGCCGCCAAUCGCCGUUGCAUUUCGUAGCAUCGGCGCCUGCUCAAAACGUUCAGUACGUCACAUCUAAUGGCAUGCCAUUGCCACACAAUAUAUAUGCGUAUUCAGCCACACCUAACAGUGAUGUCAUUUCUGCGAACUGCAAUGCGUCCGCUCACGCCAACGUGGGUCCUGUAGCAACACAGUCGCCUUACCUGCCUAGGCAAAUGCAGGCCUUGCCGGAUUUCUGUGGGAAAGCAGAAGACUGGCCGAUAUUCUACACUGCGUUCACAGAAUCGACUGCAGUCUACGCAUACAGCGAUUUUGAAAAUAAUCAGCGGCUUCAUAGGUGCCUGAAGGGCGAAGCUCGGGAGACUGUGAAGUCCCUGCUUAUACAUCCCAGCAACGUCAAUAAUGUCAUUGAGCAGCUGAAAUUCAGGUUUGGCCGUCCUGAACAGCUGAUUCGUUCUCAGUUAGCGCAAGUAAGGGAGAUUGCGCCCAUAUCGGAAAGUGGAAUGGCGAAACUAGUGCCAUUUGCUACUAAGGUGAACAACAUGUUCAUCUUUCUACAAUCAGCCAUCGGAGGAGAACAACAUCUCGGCAACCCCACGUUGCUCGAUGAAGUCGUUAUGAAGCUACCGAUGAGCAAACGAGUUGAGUGGGCAACUUACGCAGCAUCCAUACAGCCGUAUGCUACGAUUAGACAGUUUAGCGAGUGGCUCACAAAACUCGCGAAUGUUAUCUCUGCAGUGUAUGAUGUCGAGUCAGUGCGAGACCCCAGACGCCGUGUCGUACUGCACACCGCCGAGCCGCACCGUCAUGUGAGAUGCCCAAUAUGCCAGGGUCCACACAAGCCAGCCGAGUGCAGAACGUUCAUCGAUCUCACUGUGUCGAACAGGUGGACCGAAGUAAAGAAACGCCGCCUGUGUUUCUCAUGCCUUAACGCCGGACAUGGAACUCGUAAUUGCCAGCGGCAAAAGCCUUGUGCCACAGAAGCGUGCAAAAGAAUGCACCAUAAAUUACUUCACGAAAGCGGAUGUAGGGUCAACAAUGUGGCCGCACAGAUUCACCAUCGUAAUAUGAGCAUGCCAGUAGCCGAACGCUCGCAUACUCAAGGUUCAUCGUAUUUACAACAACCAAGUGAUGCCGAUGCCGCAGUUCUCAGUUGCAGUCGCGGUUCCGCUGACAGCAAGCUAUUAUUUAGAAUUUUGCCAGUCGUGUUGUACAACAAACAUAAGCGCGUUGAAACAUACGCCCUAAUGGACGAAGGUUCGUCGAUCACAAUGAUCGACAAUACUCUUUUGCAGGAAUUGGGUGUGCAUGGCAGUGAACAGCGACUGAAUCUGCAAUGGUUCGGAGGGCGCGCGGCGCAGGAACCAGCCGUGGUAGUAGACUUGUUGGUCAGCGGCGCUGGCAUGCAGAAGCGAUAUAAAUUGCGAAGAGUUUAUGGAGUAUCGAAUUUGCAGCUUCCAUCGCAAAGCCUAAGUAAAGCGGAGUUGAGCUGUGAUGACACUCACGUAAGUAAGUUACCAAUACAAACGUACUCACAGGUCCGCCCUAAGUUGUUGAUCGGGCUGGAUCAUUGCCAUCUUGGUCUACCCUCGUCCACUUUGAAAAUGAAUAUGAAUGGCCCGUUUGCAGCGAGCACUGAGUUAGGUUGGGUGGUGUAUGGCCCAACUACAAACAAACAACGGUCGUUGCCGACAUGCUUGCAUGUGAACAGUCAGAGUGAUCAGUCAUUGCAUAGCUUAAUGGCCGAUUACUUUGACACCGAAAGCUUUGGGAUAAGGCCAUCACCCCCCAUCGAAAGUGAGGCUGAUGCUCGUGCGAAGAGAAUUCUCGAGAAGACUUCAUUCCGCGUCAAUGGGAGAUUUCAGACGGGUCUUUUGUGGAAGCAUGACAAGGUUGAGCUUCCUGAUAGCUAUCCCAUGGCGCUGCGGAGGCUUAGAGGUAUCGAAAAGAAAAUGAGUCGCGAUGGUGUGUUCGCUGAUGAAUAUAAACGCAUCAUAGAGUCCUACAUAGCUAAGGGUUAUGCGCGUAAGCUGUCACCAGCAGAUGCUGCCUUGUCGUCGUCGACAACCUGGUACUUGCCACACUUCGCCGUUGCCAACCCUAAUAAGCCGGGCAAGUUGCGAUUGGUUUUUGACGCAGCUGCUGAGGUGGGGGGUAUUUCACUCAAUACGCAUCUACUAAAGGGACCACAGGACUAAAAGUCG